GCCGGUUCUUGUCUCAGAAAAGCAUACCGUCCUUCAUAUUUAAGCCGACCGCGGACGAACCGCUGGGCCGCGCGCGGAAGAGGCUGGGCAUCGAGCUGCAAAGCUGCCAAACCGUUGCGCCUUCCUUUGUCUCAAGCCAAAGCUUUGCCUCAGACAAAUUCCGUUUUGUGAAUCCCAAAUUCCCAGAUGUCGGAAAGAUGCAGAACAGACUUUCAUACGUUUGUUGCUUGUCUUAGAUUUAAGUGUUCGUCGCGCGAAGGCGGACUUCCGUAGCUCAUUGCGUUUCCGUCGAAAGUGAAUCCCGAAGGUUCCCUUUAUGCAUUUCCUUUUUUUCGCGGCACCGUCCGGUGGUUUUGUCGUGUUGUCGUCUCUUCGUUUCCAUAGCAUUCAGCCAAUCGUUCUGCGAUUACCGGCAGGCUGUCUGCGAUUGUCGUCCGCAUUCGUCGAGACAUUUCAUUCUUUUCUCAAGAACGGCUGCUGGUCUCCUUGUCUCUUUUCAGCAGGUGUUUCUUUUCUGUCUUCCACAGUUCAUCUGCCGGCAGGUGUCACGUUCCUGCCGGGUUUGUCUUCGACAAACCAAACGAAGCAAUCGACUGAGUCCGUUCGCAAAAACUCGAUUUUCUGACUCCAGUCACCGGCCCAGCGAGCACCCGCAGCCAUUUUUCUUUGAGUUCGUUGCGUAGCCGUUUCCACUGUCGCGCAGCGAUGACUUUUCCCCGUCCGUCCAGCUUGGCGUAAGUAAGGCUUCCUUUCCAAGGAACCAAUUCCUUCUCGUCCUCGUGUCUCAGAAGAAGGCAGCGGCAUCGCGUGCUGUGCCACACUGGGCAAGUCCUCGUUGGGAGUUCACCCUUGGAAGAGGGAGAAAACUCGAGUUGUUGCCAGCAUACAGGCUUUUCGAACAAAGGGGCUCGUUGGACGUCUCGAAUCUGGUUCGAGGACGGAAAACUUCACAGUUGUCCCCAAACGAAGACUUUAGACCCAGGGAGUGAAACUCGGGUGUAGAGGCCUUGUCUCCUGGGACCACGCAGUGCCUACUGCGCGCCGUUUGUGCGUCUUUGUGCUUUCUUUGAAAACUGUUUUCGCUUUUCAAGUUCCUUUUCCGACAAAAGACGCUGUCCGAGCACUUGUCCAACUUUUGAUUAUGGCUCGCGGCGCUCUCUCCCGAGUUUAUGCGGACAUCCGUCGAGGUGAAACAGUGAUCACACUGUCUUUUCGAGUAGGGAAGCAAACAAGGAGCUGUUAAAGCUGCAGGCGGGGGGGGAGCUUGUCUUUUUUCGCCCGUUGUCUGCAGACACCAGCAUGCGUCUUCACACGAUGCGCGUCUGUCGGGAUGACGGGGACUCCUACGGGAGUAGGAUAGCAUGAGCAGCAGAGCUGGAGAAUGCAGUGUGGUGAUCGAAGAGGCACGACGGUUUAGUUUUUAGCUUGAUUUGGUUGGUGUGUUUCCAGGUCUCUCCGUUUAAGCCGUGGUGCAAGUUGUCUCAGGAGCGCUCGAGUGUUUCAGCCGGUUUUGACGACAAUGCUGGCACUUCGUUCCUGUUUAGUUUCCUCUCGGUCACUUUCGUCGUUGGCUUCGUCCUCCGUUCUCGCGUCCGAGUCUCUUCUUUUCUUCUUUCUCCCGUCGCUCCGCAUUCUCAGGACCCUCUCGCCGCGCCACGGGUCCACCACUCACUCGGCUGGUUUUGCCUGUCACCCCCGUUCUCUCCCCUUUUCUCAGAAGAGUUCUUUCCACUCGCUCUGCACUUCCUCUUCCGGCUGCUUUUUCUCGUCUUCCUCUCCUCCGUCAUUCCCCUGCUUUCCUUCCUCGUGCCUCUUCUGUGUUUCGGCUUUCUCCACUCCGUUUGUCUCCUUCUGUCGCUGGAUUCGUCCUUUUCCUCACGAUGUUUUCGACGACGACGCGUGACCGGGCGCGGCCGUUCCACAAGCCUUCGAGGCUCUCGACCCUGUUGCCGUCGCGUUCGUCGUCCGCGUCCCCGCCCCGAGGUUCUCUCUCCAAGUUCCCUCCCUCGCGAGCGAUUGUCGGCUUGAGGAACUUCGGAAAUACGUGCUACUGCAACGCGCCACUGCAGGUCUUGUUUUCUUGUCAACAGUUCUGCCACCAUUUUCUCUCGCUGGUGCAUGCCCGCAAACAGGCUCACCCUUCCUCACCCUACCGCGGCCGACUCCUCGAAGCCUGGGUUGCCCUCCUCCACCACAUCUACACCCCUGCCCUCUCCAGUGGAGACGGCUUUGGAGACCGUUCCCAAGAGACCGGAGACACCUUUGCAGACAGCUCCAGCGACGCCGGAGACCGGCUGGGGGAACGCCUGCAGAGUUCCCGAGCUCGGCAAGCGUCCAGGAAAGAGACGAUCAGACACGACAAUUCGUCUCUGCAUUCGCGACCGCAGGGACUCUCUCUCUCGACAGGCAGCAGGGACUGCACAGACGGGCGGCAGUGCCCAGGACGCCUGCUCGGAGGCGACGGACCUGUCUCAGCGCCGGUGGAGGCCGGCGCGAGUCAGAGUUGUCUGAAGCUUCUGGAGCUCAUGCGGCGCCAGCAUGCACAGUUUGCAGAAUUUCAACAGUGCGACGCCCACGAGUUUCUGCGGACCUUUCUGGACGGCUUAUCUGCAGAGUGCAACGAGGCAGGCUGGGAGCAGAGUGCCGGAGUUCCCGGCCGCGCCGCAGGUCGAGGGUGUCCACGCCUAGAGCCGCAUGCAGGCGGAGAGACGCUUGAGGACGUCCGGGGCGAGGACCCGGCGCGGACCAGCGAACGGUUCUGGGCCGCGAACUUGGCUCGCGAAAGAUCUGUCGUCACGGACUUAUUUGCUGGCCAGCUGGCGACGAUCAUUGAGUGCGACAGAUGCAGACAGCGGCGACACCGCUUCGACUCAUUCCUCGAUCUGUCGCUCGAAUUCCCCGCCAACGACCUGCGAGGAGUUGCGCCCAGUGACGCGCCGCCCCCCGGCGCCGGUGGGGUCCUCCUCCAGGACAUGCUUCAACAUGCCUUCGGUGGAGAGACAUCCGACCGACAGGCCGUCGACUGUCCGUUCUGCGGGGUGAGGUGCACAGCCCACAUUCGCCGGUGUCUCUGGCGCCUGCCGCCAGAGUACCUCGUUCUCCACAUCAAGCGUUUCUCCUGGGAUCCCCGACUCGAGGACAUGCGCCGAAUCGAUACGCGCCUGAAAGUCACGCAGGAUCUAGACAUGUCCCCCUACUGCCGGUUCUCAGAGCAUGCAUCGGUGAAAAAUGCAGUGUUUAGACUCGAGGGCGUCGUCUCUCAACUCGGCACUGCCUACAGCGGCCAUUACACAGCCCUGGCUAUGACGGGAGGGGGUCGGUGGACCUACUUUAGCGACGACUACGUCAGUGCAUGCGAGUUCUCUCCAGACCCUAGGGGCGUCUAUCUGCUCGUCUUUCGCCGCGCUUCCAAUCUCCUGUCAGGCUCAGAUUCAACUGCCGUUCGUCGUUCGUCGCCCCCUGUGCAAGGUUUCUCACGGCCUCACGACACGGGCAAAGGCGGCUGCGCCAGUCGCUUGGUGCAUGCGCGAACCGCUCAGAACCAUCCGGGCCGAGGAGCCACCGGCAGAGACACCAGGGGAGACAGUUGCGGAGACACCAGCGGACCCCACAGGCGCCGCAGGAGCUCGAGCAGUCUGGAGACAGCCUUGGGCGUUCCGGUCGCCGAGGCUGCUUCGUCGAAGACGCGGUCGCCGCCCCUGAACGCUGAAAUUGUGCGAGGUCGACGCUGGACAGAAGCCAGCGAGCGCAGUGCGCCUGAAGAGCCAAAAGACAGGCCUGACGGUCGAAGAAGAGAGACAGAACAGAGGGAGUUGGAGGGGAGAAAGAGAAGAGAGAGAAGGCAGAGAAGCGAGGGAACUGCGGAAGACAAGAAAGGUGCAGAAAGGAGAGAGCUCGAGAGAGAAAGGAAUGAAGGUGGAGAACAAGGCGGGCGCCUUUGUCGAGUGUCGCUGUCUCGGAGUCGAGUUUUUCAGCGACGGUCGGAACAGGCAAGCGAAGCUGAAGUGACUGUUUCUCCCCACUCUUCGGAAAGUGAAGAGAGGCGCCGCCUCCCCGGAGGCCUGAGAGACAGACUGACUCUGCGCUGGAGACGCGAGGCUGCUGCAGAGCCGGAGAAGAGAGAACUCCCGAGAGCGAAACUUGAGACCUGUCCGACGUUCGAGACAGAAGUAGGGCAGCGCCUCGCCAUCAUGUCUCGCCGCCUUUCAGAGUCCUGCGCCGGGAGACACUUCGCGUCUGAAGAAGAGACUCGUUCUUGUAACAGUGAAGAAACUUGUGCCUCCGAGGAAGCGUGCGACAGACAAGCCACGAAAGGCUUCAGCGCUGCCUCUCGCUUUCGGUCCGCUUGCGCGCGUGAGAGUCAUACCCUCACUGUCUCCGAGCAUGCUGCCUCGCCCCUCCUGUGUCUAGAAACAGAGACACCCGACACCGGCGCAGAGACACCCCACUCCGCAGUGGCCGCGGAGCUGGCGGCCUCGCGACGGCCGCGCGCUCGGGGCAGGGAUCUCCCAUCGCGCUCCUCGGACGAAGACGCUGCGUCUGCAAGCACAGAAACGUCUUCUUCCGCUCUGUCAUCUCCCUCGUCCUCUCCGUUUUCCUCGCGACACUGGCUGUCUUCGAGGGGAGCCUCAGACAAAUUCGCAUCUUCUCUGCUUUUUCGCCGCAAACGUGGAGUUCCGGCCUCUCUGGCGACCGCGGCCAACGAGACCUCUUGCGACCUCCGCGCUUCGCUGCUGCCCGCCCAACCUCGCCCUGUCUCCUCGCCCGAUGGGCCUGUCUCCGAGGGCGCGGCGUCGGGGCCCGUGGGGCGCGCAGACAGUUCGCGGACGCAGGCGACGAGCGGGAGGCCGGACACGCCGCGGAGGCGGUUCGGCUUAUAUUCGGGGCGGCGGUGGCGAGCGGUUCGAGCGCCUGCCGAGUCUCCGAGUCGAUGCCGAGGGCAGGAGACUCCGGCAAGCAAUCCGAGCACUUGCGGCAGCGAGUCAGACGAGGAGGCGACGUCUUCUUCUCUGUGGUCGCGAGAGAGCAGGAAGCAGCAAGGACCGACUCUGGAGGGCGGGCAGCCUCUCCGAGAGUCGAGAGGCCUGAGAAGCAGGAAAAAGGAAUGUUCUCCGAGUUUUUCGAGAGGGAUCCAAGACUUGGUGAAUCGGCCAACGCUGCUCACAGGCAUGAGCAGAAUCGCGAGAAGAGGCAACUCCUCGAGGCGAUCUGGCCGCGCCGACUGCCGCGAGCAGUGUGGGGACACAGCGUCCUUUGAAAGAGACGCCGCGACGGGACUCGGAGACGCCCCUGGCUCCUCUUCGGCUGGCGCAUCCUCCCUUGCCCUUUGUCUCUCUUCAGUCUCCUCUUCGCGACCGUCCACAAGGCCUCACAACGUAGAGACUGCAACUGCGGGGGCCGUGUGUGGGGUGUCUCGAACUGGGCCGAAGCGCAGCCUGUCUUCUCUGCUGCGAGGGAGACCUCGUGUCCAUGCUUCGUCUACGUGCUCGUCGUCGGGCAGCUCGCCUUCUUCUUUGAAGCCAGGAACUUCGGGGAUAGGAGACAGAGGCGAAAGAAAGAGGGGAGAGAGGGGCGAAAGAAAGAGGGGAGAGAGACGCGACAGAAAGAGGGGAGAGAGAGGCGAAAGAAAGAGGGGAGACAGCUCGCCGGGGACAGGCGCGAGCCCAGAAGGGCAGCAGGUGGGGGGGGACGCCUCAAGGAAGUCACGGUCGCGCGGCCCGCUCGCGGCUCUGCGGUCGGCAGCGGCAGUGGCCUCGGGAGCUUUUGCGCGGGUGAAGACGAAAGAAGAAGAAGAGCGAGGAAGGGACGAUGCGACUCGGAAACAAAAGAGCAAAGAGAGGAACGAAGCGACGUCGGGGGGUUGGACCGGAGUCGUCAGUCUUGGGGACAGGCGAGUGCGGGGAGACGCCUUUGGCCUGGGCCUCGGCGCAGGCGAGAAGACCGACAGGGAGAACGAGGAAAGAGGACCAGAAAGAAGAGAGACACCGGUUGAAGGCGCAACGGACACCGGCGUCGAAACGCCGAGCACGAACGAUGGCAAGGCGGAUCCCCCGCGCGAGCCGUCGUCCUUCUCCCUCUUCGCGUCGGAAGGCUGUGGAGGUGUCCUUUCGGUCCAGGCGUCGAUUGGAGCCCAACUAGCGACGCCCGCUACCGCGGAGACACCUUUUGUGGACGCCGCGGCCCCGCCACCGCCGCCGUCGGAGAAGUCUGCAGUUCCUGCGCGGAUCGUGCGGACCGCGCCGCCUGUUUCCACGCAAGCCUCGCUUCCGAUUUCGGUUCCGCCGUCACCGCCACCGCCCUUACUGGAGGUGAAGUCUUUUCCACGUCGAAGCUCCGCGGCGUCCAUUGCCUCGAUAGGCCCUCCAUCUGCAUGCGCCCCCGGGACCUGCGACCUGCGGACUCCUGCGGGGGUCGUGGCUCCUGCUGUCUCCGCCGUUUCGCUGCAACCGGCGGCGUUCUCUCUCUCCAGAGACACCCGGUCGAUAGAGGGACAGGCGUGGAGCCGAAAGGAGACACGGCGGGAGAAACGUGAGCUGUGCGACAGGCAGCAAAGACGCGACUCGGCCGAGGAAGGCCCCCAGUGUCGGCUGUCUUCUGUGUCGCUGCGAAGCGCCCAGGCGACGUCUCCGGUGUCUCCCAUUUGCUCGAUGCCGCGGCGGGUGUCUGCGACGAACACCAGCGCGAGCACAGACGGUCGUGUGUCUGCGUCUUCGAUUUCUCAGGACGCUCCAUGCGGCGACUGUUACGCGUUCUGUCCUGCGGUCUCGCUCUCAGACACACAGGCUGCUUCUUUCGCACCCCCUCCGUUUGUCUCCUGUCCCUCGCACCGCCGCGCGCCGUCUCCUCGAGGGUCACCUUUCAGUGCGUCGAGCCUGGACUUUGGGAGGGCGUUUUCAACUGAACUUCUCUCUAGACAUGGAGACGCGGCGAGAGGACGCGCAGUCGGCGUUUCACAGCUCGCUGUCUUCGCAGGCAGAGCCGCAGGGGAGACACAGGAUACGCCACAGAGAGAGGACAUCGAGAGGGAAGAGCGGCAGAGCGACUCUACACACACGAGAGAACGGAGACAAGAAAAGAGAGAGGUGGUGUUGAAUGCGGUUGACCACCGACACGGGGAGACCUCGAGAAGCCUGCACUCCACGCAAGCCCGAGCCUUGUGGCGAUCUACUCCGCAUUCUUGUGAUCCCAGCCUUGCCUUCGUGGAGAAGCGAGGCGUGAGCACUGCGUCGCCCACAGACUCAAGUCGUUCAGAGCCGAUUGCUUCUGCUUCUGGCUUCGGCCGAGACCGGAGACAGCCGGAGGAUGGCGAGACGCGCGACGCCGCUUUGGCGGGGCUGAUGCAGGCGCGAGUUGACUUCGGGAGCGAAGGGGAGGAUACCUUCGUUGACCGCGAAGAAGCGAGGCCACAAGCAGUUUUCUCUUGUUCCCCUCUGCACCAGAGAAGCGGCUGCGGCGCCUUCGUUUCGCUGCUUGCCCUCGCAGCAGACGAGGCAGAGCUGCGGGCAGAGGAACUGCGACUUGAGGAAAGACUCAAGGCCCUGCAGGUCCUUGGAUGCCCCGCGGACUUCAUCGCGGCCGGCGACGGAGACAGAGAGACUGAAGAAGAUCGAAGUCCAAACGCGGCUGAUGGACUGGGCUCUGCCUUCUCCGCGGACCUUGGGCGAGGACGCAGCUGCGGCUCUGCUUGCUUCUCUUCUGCGAAUGUGAGAGAGGUCGAAGAAAACGAAGAGGCUUCUCUCGGGGCGGUGGAGAGCAGCGCGGCGCCGCCUGCGACCGAGGUGUCUCCUCGCCCUGCUGCUUCUGGCGGGUCUCCGCCGUCGCGCCUCGCAGGCGGAUUGGAGGAGAGGAGGCGCAGGAGAACCUCUGGAAAGAAGGAAGAAGAACAGCCGACCGACCAGACGCCAGGUGAGACGCCAGCGAAGGCGCGAGAGAGACGGUUCGAGGAAAGGCGUGGAGAUGAAGGAGGUGCAAAGAAGAGAGAGCGGUCGGCGGAGAGACCAGCGACAGCGAGACACCCCAGUGUGCAUCGGCGGAAUCGAGGGAAGCUCCAGUCUCCCCGAGAACUGGGCGCGGCUCUCCCCGUUCUUGAGGAGGACACAGAGAAGGAGAGAAAAGAGACCGAGCAGCCGCUUAGGUGGGGAGAACACGAGGGAGAAGACUGUCUCGGAAGAGAGACGAGGACGGAGAACGAGGGGGAGAAUAGGGAAGAAGAACCUCGGAAAGAAGAGACGCAGAAAGAGGAUACUGAACGAGACAAAGGAGCAGUGGGAAGCUGUGGGGGGACAGUGCCCUGUUUGUUGUUAGAGAUAUCCGACUCCGGUUCGCUUGCUUCGUGGAGUGGCUCGCGAAGCGAGGCUUCGAAAAAAGAGACAGGGGAGCUGGGCGCGCAGAGGCCUUCCAGCGGCUCAGCGAAAGAGGGCAAGAGCGAGGCUUCCGAAAAACGUUUCCUCUGCGUUUCAAAGCGCUGCCAGGAGACGUCUGCCCCGCCCGUGGGGACUUGUCGGACUCACGAGUCCAUUCAAGUUGCUGAUUCAGUCUCUUCUUCGGAGCCCCGCAUGUCUUCUUCUCUCUCCUCUUCCUCCACUUGUUUGAAUGUAGCUUCAGAAGAGAGAGUUCACAGGAUUGCCUUGGCUGGACAAAAGCGAGGAAAGGAGACAAAGCGAAGCGCCCUGGACUCUCACCAGACUCCCCUGCUGGCCUCGCCUUUCCCAGGCACUCGGCGGCUGGCGGGUGUGCGCGGAAAGGAAGCAGACAGAGAAGCGCGUCGUGGAGGAGAGCGAACGGGAGCCGACAGACGGCACGAACAGCCUACGAACGAGAGAGGAGAGUCGGCGUUCUUCAGAGACGCGCGCGUGGACGACACUCCAGAGACGGAGGGAGACGCAGGUGACGAUGAAAAAGCAGAAGACGAACGAGAGGAGGAAGCAGGAAUCUCUGAGAGUUCGACUCUGGUGGCUGCGAUGCAACGAAGAAAAGGAGAGUCGAACAACCUCCACGUUGCCGCAGCCACACGGGGGAGACGCGCGCACCCGACGGCCUUCCGGAACCGCUUGUUCGUCACCUAGGCCUCUCGAUGCCCGACUGCCUGCGCGCUGUCCCCACUGUCUCACGCCUCGUUCUGCUUCUGUUUCCUCGUUGUCUCGUCCAUUGUCGUUCCAUUCGUCUUCUUCUCGUUCGGUUCCUUCUUCGCGUUCUGUUUCUUCGCUUCCGCCGGAACCGUGUCGACCGACGCCGCCUGAGAGACGCACAGGCGCGCGGGUCUCCGUGGGGGCGUCUUGCGCAGGUUCCUGUCUUUCCUCGCUCUCUCCUUUGCGUCGUUUGAGUGACGCAGAGAGACGGAGAGAAGAGCAUUCGACAGAGAGCGACGCGGGAGCGCCGCUGGAAAACGCGUUGCCUGAAACAGCGAACGAGUUUUCUUUCGCUGCAGAUGCGUUGCCGCGCCUCAGAGACGCACAGCGAAGGCAGACCAGCCAGUCGACGAGAAACAAGCGUUUUUUUCUCUUCUGCGUUGACACUCGGGAGAGCGCUCGAUCCAACAAAGAGAGAAAUGUGGAGAAGGAAGAUAAGAACAGAGAGAAAGAAGAUACGAACAGAGAGAAGGAAGAUAAGAACAGAGAGAAGGAAGAUAAGAACAGAGAGAAGGAAGAUAAGAACAGAGAGAAGGAAGAUACGAAAAGAGAGAAGGAAGAUAGAAAGGAAGAGGAAGAAAUAAGUAUUUGGGGGAGAGAUGAGGAGGGGAAAAAUCACAUUACGUAUCAUCCUGUUGGCGCCUGGUCUCUCUGCUCUGGCGGGGGCGUUGGGAGUCUCUUGACGUUUCCAGGUGGAACGACGCAAAAAGCGGCGACUUUGCCUGCUUCGCGAGCGUCUCUCUUCCCCGCAACCGAGGAAGCAUCUUUUCUCUCCACAGACACCAGCCUUUCUUUCCUCUCACCUCGCGUUUCUUCCUCAUCUUGUUCUUCUCUCCCGUCCUCUUCUCUCUCCUGUUCUUCUUCUCCUUCUUCUUCUGGGGAUGCGCCGGGAGACCCGCGCGGGGGGCGUGUAGGACUCGGAGUACUGGAAGGCAUGCAGUCACAGACUGAUGGAGGCUCCUCCCUGGGAGAGAAAAGGAGACUCGGGGAUCGUUCGGAGACCCGCCUGCCUCCGGCUGCAGGCGUCGCCAACGCCGCAAAUCUCCUCCCUCCCCUCCUCCCGCCUUUAACUUGUUCCUCGCCUCUGCCUCCGCGACAUGCCGCCGUUGCCUGCGCCUCCCUGCCGGCCGUCUCCAACCUAAAUGGCGAUCUGAUACCCUCCCGCUCUUCUUCGCUGCGUCUCCCUUGUCGGAUUCCAUCCUUUUCUUCCUCCCGAUGAUCCUCGCUUUUUCGUCUCCUCAGUGAUCCUCUCUUCUUCAUCUUCUCCGCGUUCGCCUUCUGCUUCGCCUUCUCUUCCUUCUUCUGCUUCGCCUUCUCUUCCUUCUUCUCUUUCACCUUCUCUUCCUUGAGGGAUAUCUGCUUCGCGAUGUCGUGCUGUAGAGGGCGUCGGUUCGUGACGUUUUCUCUUUCGGCGCGGCGAUGUCGGCGAAGCUCGGCAGUUCGGAUGGCGCGCGAAGAGGGAGGAACGAGAAGACGCGAAAUGCGUCUCCGCGAUGAGACACAGCACUCGAGAAAAGCGGGGAGUCUCUUUGAAGAAGUUAAAGAGAAAGCCACAGCCCGGUCGAGAGAAGAGGACCAGGAAAUCUGAAAGAAAUGGGGAAAGAAGAUAUCUCAGAGCAGUCAGAGGAGACGAAGGGGAUUCCAAAAAAGGGGGACUUCUCAACUCUUUGCGGGGCUUCAGACACAGGGCACAAGCCAGGUUUCCUCCGUGGUUUGUGUUCACCCUGAUGGCGCAUGCGUUCCAGAAGCGUUCCGGGUGUUCGAUUUCUCCGGGGAUUUGUGAAGUAAAACCUAUCAGAAGUUUCAUGCAGAGGAGUGAACCUGAGCAUGUCCUCUUGUCCGGUGAAGCAGUUGCGCGUCCGCAUCUCUGUCAGUCUCCUGCAACAUGGAGAAACAGACGCGAAAGUGAGGCGUCUGGCCUGCAGUGACAGAACGCGUAAACGAACUCUCCUGUGGGGCUUGGGUACGUCUUUCGACGCCUCCGAAUUGCCCUCUCUCGCGAGCGGUCGAAGUUCAGAGACAUGGCUGAAGAAGUCUGCAGUCGUUUCAAGAGAAAUCUAAACCUUUUCCUUGAGCUAGGUAGUUGCGUCGAAAACGCGCCGCAGGACGCCUUGACAGAAACCACACUCAGCUGUUCAAAGGAUAAAUGGCCAACUUUGUUUCGGCCUAGACACAUUCCACAGGCGAAAAGCUCCUCCGCCUCUUUGCUGCGACUCCCUAAAAACGCAGGAAACCGACAAACAAGAAAAAACGAACAACGAGAACACACAGACACUGCUGGACUCGAACAGGCCCCUGUCUCUAUUGCUUCCCUUCAUCCACAC
Messenger RNA from Toxoplasma gondii ME49, 11452 nucleotides. RefSeq names its product ubiquitin carboxyl-terminal hydrolase. Gene Ontology annotation, molecular function: cysteine-type deubiquitinase activity. The transcript has 6 exons. Bases 1881 to 9065 code for a protein of 2394 amino acids. The record is from RefSeq and is a predicted model, not a curated record. Gene Ontology annotation, biological process: protein deubiquitination. Lineage: Eukaryota; Apicomplexa; Conoidasida; Eucoccidiorida; Sarcocystidae.